AUGGCAGGGGGUAUGAUGACAGCCGGCGAGCUCCUGCUCGUAGCAAUGGCGUUCCUGCUGAGCAGCGCACCUUGUUGUGACGCGAGAGUAAGCAAGGAAGAGUUCGAACAUGGUUUUCGGCAUGGAGAAAGGCGUUCUGUGGUUGCCAAGAACCUUCCCGGAAGACCUCUCAUGAUUCACAACCCCGACACUUUGCUGCUUCAUCAUACAGAAGACAGAGCACAUGCAAAGCUCAAGACUCGAUUCCGACAAGACUCGACCAUUGCUCAGCAACAGAUUGUGUUUGAGAAAUCAAGCAAGAGUCAUUACCUCGUUCGAGUGAAAUAUCCUGCUCCUGCAGAUAUGCUCUCCCAGUUGAAGGCCACCAGCGGAGACGACUUUGUGCAAUACAUUCCAUACGAUACGUAUGUGGUUGCCAUGGAACUUUCUAGGAAACUUGACGUUGCAAACAUGGAGUAUGUGGAGUCGAUUUAUCACCUCCCGUCGAGCAUGAAGAUAUCCAACGACCUGCAGGAUUACAUCUCGUUGGCGAUGAGAUCGCUCUCAGCCAAGCAGCCCGAGACAGUCAUCAACAGCAACCCCCAGCACCCUGAGAAGCGAGGCACCCUAGACAACAGCCACAAGAAACACAAGAGAAACCAGGGAAACGCGAAGUCUCAGACCAAACAAGACAAAUAUGGACAUGGCAAAGUGAAGGGAGCACCGGCUGGACCUGAUGAGAGCGUAUUUCUUGAGGCAGCCAUCUCAGUUCAUCCCAAUCAUCUGUCUCUAACUAAUAUGCUCCGAUUGUUGGAAAACGCUUUCAGCACAAGUUAUGGCAAGAUCGCUCAAGUAUGGGCGAAAACGAGCAGCAAGCUGACGAUUGAAACCAACGCGCAAAAUGUUGUGAAGGUUGUAGAGCACUUGGCCAAUCAAGCAUCGGUGAAAUGGAUGGAAAAGAGGAAAGGGUACCGCACUAUGAACAAGUAUUCUUCUUUGAUCGUUCAAGGGACCUAUAGGUGGCAACCAACCCAAACCAAACUGGAACAGCUCGGGUUGAACGGAACAGGGCAAACAGUGGGAAUAGCAGACACAGGCAUUGAUUUUGACUCUUGCUUUUUCCAUGACCCCAAAGUCGAGGUCUUGGUGUGUUUGGAUUGUUAUUUCUCUGACGUUUGUAGCAAAAUAUGCCCUGCUCAACCCCGUCACCGUAAGAUUUUGUCCUACAACUCCUACGCCCCUCCUACACUCUUUCCUCAGUCUUAUGACUCGUAUCAUGGUCACGGCACGCACGUGUCCGGUAUCGUUGCUGGCGCCGCUGGUCCCAUCAACACUCUUGCUACUCAGUAUAAUGGAUCAGCUCCAGGUGCAAAGAUCGUGUUCGAAGAUGUCUCGAGUUCGGAGCCUUACCUCAACUACCUGCCAUGGGAUCUCGGCUCCAGUCUGUUUGCUCACGCAUAUAACAACGGAGCGAAGAUUCAUUCAAAUUCGUGGGGUGGUAGUCCUUCUGAAUACGAUUUCCAGUGCAUGGAAAUCGAUGCAUUCAUGUAUAGCAUUGACGAUUUUCUGGUUGUCUUUGCUGCAGGGAAUAGCGGUCCCAAUCACUUCUCUAUUGGCAGUCCAGGGAAUGCCAAGAACAUUCUAUCGGUAGGAUCAAGCUUGAACUCCCGUGAGUCGUACGUGGCGCAUGGUUAUGGUACCUACUUCAACCUCUCCAUGCUGCUCUCUGAUGGCUCAAAGGAGAGAAUGGUUGACAUCCUGCCUGCCUCCUUCGGAGCUCCGCUGACCCCCGACAUGGAACCAAUCAACGCUUCGAUAGUGGGUCAAGAGUUUUACAGCUGGUGCGAUCCGUCUGCUCCGUGGUGCAUGAAUAUAGAGUCAUUGCUGUGCCUGCAGCGUCCGAACUCGAACUCAACUUGCUCGAGUCAGAAUUCACCUGAACCUAAGAUUUCAAUGAGGUGGUCGGACAUCCAGACAGUUGCAAGCCUUGGAAACGUUCAAUCCAGCAUUCGAUUCCAGGAUUUCAAGUCAUGUUUUGUUGAGCCUUGGGCUUCACAGUCAACAUGUACGUUCUCAAUGUACGUCAACAGAAUAUCUGGCGGCGAUGUUGAUCUCAUGAUUCAAGUGCCCUUGCAGUACUGGAUGGGCAGCCAUAGCGUUACUAAUGUCAAGGGAAUCACUGUUGCUGGUAACUAUAUUCCAAUGGAUUUCAGCAUGUCAGACAGUCAGUCUUGUGGACAAUCAAUUAGUACAACCUACAGGAUACCACCGCAAGUGUCAGGAACGAUUCAGAUCAUCGUUUACUUUGACCAAUCGAUGAUGUACGCAUAUGCUUGCAUCACGUCGGGAGUCACCUUCACGAUGAUUUCUCAUGACAAUACCUUAUGGGACAUCUUGUAUGACUCGUUUACCUCUCAGGAAUACAAGUACAAUUACAACCCACAGAUGUACGUUGAUUUGCAGACUGACUUUGAUUUUUGUAUUUUUGGAGAAAAUGCCAAAAGUCGAACCUAUUUAACGAGACAUUCUCUGAGAUUUGCUCAUUCCGACAAUUUGUUAUACUCACAAUUCAUUUUCAACAAUGACUAUGAGUCAUAUCCAGUGUUCAUGGCAGGAAAGAAAGUUCAAGACCAUGGUAUAAAGGGGUACACUAUCUACAUCAAGAGCCAUAAUGUGGAAAACUCACAUGAUGAAGAAUCGCAAAUUACUUUGUAUGAGAAUAAUAGCAUUACUUACACCGUUAUUACCCCGGUACAAAAUGAUGAUGACUCCUUUUCAUUUUCCAUUUCUAAAGGGUAUUCUAUCUUCUCAGGUUUUGUCAACAUCAACAAGACGGUGACUUUAACAGGCUUCUCUAAUCCAUUGAGCGAUUACUUUCGAGGCUUCUUCAAAGGCAGCAUGGUUGCUUCUCCUUUCACAGGUUAUUGCGAUGAAGUGCUCAUGGCCUGGAAUGCUCAGAACAUGGGAGCCCCUGCACUGAUCUUGUACGAACCUUCGGUCCAAUUUCCUCCCCCUCUUUUGAAAGGAACAGAAGGCCUGAACGACAUCUUGAAACAUCAGAUCAAAAUACCAGUCGCUGGCAUCUCAGGUUUGGACGCACUAAGACUGCUUUCGAAGUGGAUUCAAGGAGGAUCCUGCGCUUCAGGUUUUCCUUAUCUCUGCCUCCGUUCUAUGCAGCUGGCCAAGUUACCACUGGUUAGCAACGUUCGCUCAGGACAAGAGUACAAGCACACCGACUUAUCGAUCUUCUCAUCGCGAGGACCAACCUUUGAUCUCAGAAACAAGCCAGACAUCGUCGCUCCUGGUCAGAACAUCUUCUCCGCUUCUUCCGAUGGAAUCCGCAACAGCUACCAGUGCGCUGACUCCGUCGGGCUCAACAAGAGCUGCAUCCUCGAGAUGAGCGGAACCUCCAUGGCUACUCCAGCAAUCGCCGGGGCAGCCGCCAUAGUGAGGCAGUACUUCGAGGAGGGCUACCAGGUCACGGGCUCUCCCUCAGACGCGGAUGGUGUCAACCCUUCCUCCGCGCUUGUCAAAGCUAUGAUCAUUCAAAGCGGCAAGCCUCUGCGCCAUGCUUACCAGUAUGGGUCUAAGUUGGUGAGGAAUGGUUUGUGGAGUUGGUUUCAAGUCUACGGAGGGUCUGAAGUUACAUGGCAAGAGUCGACUGCAAGCCCUUCAGCGGAGCAGGGGUACGGGCUGCUUGACUUGUCGUCGGUCUUGUGGUUCGGAGCGGAUUCAGACUUUGUGUUGAAGACUUACGAUCGGGUGCAGCUGUCUCAAGUUCCGAGUCACUCUAGUGUGGACGGACCCCCCCGGGUCCCCUAUGCCUCCAAGGCGCUCAUGAGCGAUCUCGACCUCGUGCUCAUCGAUAGCAGUGGCAACACCUUGUACGGCAACAACCGCUCGGGCUCGGACAUGGACCGAACCAACAAUGUCGAGCAGAUCACCCUGCACCAGGCCCCCGCGGGGACCUAUAGCGUCGUCGUGUCUGCCUAUGACUUGCCUUGGGGGUCGCAGAACUUCGCGCUGGUGGUGACGGGGGCCAUCACUGCCGAGACAAGCUGCAGCUCGUUGCCUCCCUGCCCUAACAGCUGCUCAGGGCACGGCACCUGUAGAGCCUCUGUGUGCGAUUGUGCUGCAGGAUACUACUCAGUUGAUUGUAGUCAGUCACCUCGAUGUGGAGAUGGUGUUUUGACAGCUCCAGAGCAGUGCGACGACGGCAACUCAGUCUCAGGCGACGGCUGCUCGUCGACCUGUCAGGUGGAGCAAGGCUGGGAGUGCGACCAAGAGUUGUGGCCAGAAGUCAAGUCCUCCUGCUUCAAGUGCGCGUGCGGAUGCCAUAAAUACAAGGAGGAGUCUGGCAUUGUCAACGAGUCGAGUUUUGUCAACUACGUGGAAUGCGUGUAUGACAUCGAGCCGACUGGUUUGACUUCUAUUCAAUUUUCGUUUCCUGAUAUGUGGAACAAUCCAAAUCUCGACCUUGAGAUCUACACCUGUGCCAACUCAGACUGUAGCCACUGGAGCUUCGAUGGUUGGAUAUCAGGAACAUACAUGAGCCUGUGGUUGCCAGAAUCAUAUUUGUACAAACGUGCUUUCAGAGUCAUGUCGUCAAAGGUGAGGGUGGUUUCUUACAGCCCGUUCGUGCUCAAGUAUGGACCCAUCGUGUAUGACGUGUGCGGCGAUGGCAUUCAAGAAGGGCUGGAGGCGUGCGAUGACGGAAACCUCGUCGACGGCGACGGAUGCUCAUCGACUUGCAAGAAGGAAUGCACGGCAGCACAUUGCUGUCACAUUGAAUUGUCAACGCAUGACGUCUUCACCAACAUGUACAAGAACGAAGUUGUUCCUGGUGCCACUUGCGCCUCGUUCAGCAUCUACGACAGCAACAACGGUAUGGGCGAGAUCGAGCUGGCAGUCAUCCCUACCCUCCUGCUCCCAACCGUCUGCGAGCAACCAGGAGUCGACAACUCGUCGUCUACCAGCCUCAAAUUCAACGGAUCGCUUUCAACAAGUCAGUACAAGUUUGCAGCUGGAAACAUCAUGGGGGAUUGGAGCUUGCUCUAUCCUUCCUCUUUAUCCAACGGCAUGCAGAACAUGGAUGAUGGUAACUGGCUGCUCCCGGACUUUGGCUUCGACUUUUGUGUGAAUGGCAAGAACGUGAGGAAUCGGACGUACAUCAGUUCCAACUCCUACAUCACCUUCUACAACGGCUUCUCCUUCUACUCUGGUCUGUCUGCUUCCUGGCCUCCCACACCCACCAUGUUCAUCGGGGGAUCCGACACGUCGGCUCAGCUCGUGCUGACCAAGACAGUGUAUGAGGCGGGCAUGCGAGGCUUUCUCGUUCGGUUUGAAGGUACAGCCUCAAGCAGCGGUCAGCUCGGCUGGCCCAACAUCAUCUGGGAGGCGACAUUCUUCGAGGACAACCGCAUCAGAGUGUCUGUCGGGCUCAUGGCGAACAGCUACGGUCUCUCUCUGCUGAGCGAUGGCAACGGCAAGAUCCUCCUGCCUCUUGCCUUCCAGCAGAACUCAGCUGAGCUCCUGCACCUCAAGAACCUGUGCUCGUACAAGCAGCAGGUCGCGUGCGACAGACUUGAGUUGAGCUCGCAGGAGGAGAAUCAAGUCUUGUCCAACAAGUUUCAAGUCUUCCGCGGUCGCUCGCUCACCUUGAACUACUUCUCCACCGUCAACAAUCGAACUGCAUCGCCGUUUCCCUUCGAGCUGUCAUGGGGAGGCAAGUCAAAGCCCAUGUGCGGCAACGGGCUCCGAGACUGGAUGUUCCGCAGGCUCACUAUGGUGAGCUGCACUUCGACGACAUCUUACUGGUACACGUCAACGAUCAAUGACGGGACGGGACGAGUCUCCUCAUGGAGUUACCGGAUGUCUUCUUGCAAUGCUCUUCUCAGUCUUCUGAUCAACUCAACGGGGCCCAUGUACCUUCUCGUCGACAUUGACUCGACCUCUCUCUACGGGAGUUCGAUCAUGAACGUCACUCUCAACGGCGUCAGCAUCCCCUUCUCCUCUCCUGACCAGAUGAGUCCCAUGUGCGGGAUGAAAGUUCCCAUUGUCCUCACUCAAGUCCCCACCAACGUGCAGGGGUCGAAGCUCUCUCUGCAGAUCAACGUCAUGUAUCCUAACUGCUGGUACUGCUCCAACACUCCCUCCUGCCUCUACAUCAACGCAGAGGCUAUCCUCGCCACUCCUGACGUCUUCGAGCAGUGCGACGAUGGCAACCAAGUCGACGGUGACGGAUGCAGCAGCACGUGCACCAUAGAGCCCGGGGCCACGUGCGACAGCUCCUUCAGCAUCGGGUCGCUGCAGAGAGGGCCGGACGUCUGCCUCGGCAAGUACGGCAAGCAGGUGCCGGGAGGAUGCUCCAACUGGAUGGCGAUGCUCAACUCGUCGACGUAUCCGUUCCUGUGGGGUGAAGACCCGAGCUACAGGAACUGCUCGCUCCCUUACACGUGGGAAGAGAUUGCCAUUCCAGCUCUCAAGACCUGCUCAGUUCAGUACAAGAUGGGAGGCCUGGGGCUUCUCAUGACGGAUCAGUUUCAAGUUUGGAUCUGCGUGAAGGAUCACCCGUGUGCGUUGAGUGCGAGCAACCCUUACUUCUGCUUCGUCUACGAUGAGGACAAGGAAAGGUUCAUCCCUUGGGGAAGCAACUCCAAGCUUCAGCUCUUUCGACUUUCCUAG
Molecule: messenger RNA, 6663 nt
Organism: Guillardia theta CCMP2712
Lineage: Eukaryota; Cryptophyceae; Pyrenomonadales; Geminigeraceae
Exons: 2
Coding region: 1-6663 (2220 amino acids)
Biological process (GO): proteolysis
Molecular function (GO): serine-type endopeptidase activity
Source: RefSeq, a predicted model, not a curated record